Cyprinodon tularosa is the source of this 6961-nucleotide messenger RNA. RefSeq names its product nuclear factor 1 X-type-like. The record is from RefSeq and is a predicted model, not a curated record. Gene Ontology annotation, cellular component: nucleus. NCBI's taxonomy places the organism in Eukaryota, Metazoa, Chordata, Actinopteri, Cyprinodontiformes, Cyprinodontidae. Bases 730 to 2313 code for a protein of 527 amino acids. Gene Ontology annotation, biological process: regulation of transcription by RNA polymerase II. Gene Ontology annotation, molecular function: DNA-binding transcription factor activity, RNA polymerase II-specific; RNA polymerase II cis-regulatory region sequence-specific DNA binding. The transcript is spliced from 13 exons.
CGGGAGAGCCAGAGUUGGAGAGAAAGAAGGGGGGAAAAAGAAGCUCCACUCGGGUUUGCCAGUGGUCGUGCACAGUCUUCCAACAUUUACUCGGUCCUCUUGUUUUUUUUUUUGUUUUUUUUUCCUCCUUUUCUUCUUCUCCGUUCGCACCCCCCCUUGUACAGCUCUUCUCUCUUUUUCUCUCUCUCUCUCUGACUCUUUUGCAGCUCAGAAUACAACCAAUACUACAUGCAGGUUUGCCAACCCAUUUUGUUUUUGAUGGAAACAUUUUUCUAAUAUUUUUUUGUAAACAAAGGAGAAUGUUUGGAUUUUUGACAAAUUGAUCAGUUUUUUUGCUCCAGUUAUAUAAAUGUAAUUUUUUGCACACCAGCGUCUCUGUUUUAUUUGAGUCGGUUGCACAGAGAUGGUUGAAAAACUUUUCUGCACUCUCCUUCCAUUGUGCUCUUGAGCAGCACCUAUUCCGCUCUCUGCUCUCGCUCCAGUACCUCUUGUGUUCCUGUGCUGGUAUUGCACUCUUCUUUUUCCGAUUUUCUCUCUCCCCCCUCGUCGCUUCUAUUGGACAGUGUCUCAGCUUCUGUUUUUGUUUGUUUUUUUUUUUCCUCGCUCCUUUGUUUUGUAAAAUUCACCGCAGCACUCCAACGCUCACCAGUCCCGUCACUGCGUUGGUUCUGGUCUGCAUUUUAAGUUUCCCCCACAGUCGAUGGAUUGAAUUUAUGAUGAAAGAGCGAAAUGGAUGAAUUCCACCCCUUCAUCGAGGCCCUUCUACCCCAUGUCCGCGCCUUUGCCUACACCUGGUUCAACCUGCAGGCCCGCAAGCGCAAGUACUUCAAGAAGCACGAGAAGCGCAUGUCCAAGGAGGAAGAGCGUGCGGUGAAGGAUGAGCUGCUCGGGGAGAAGCCAGAGAUUAAACAGAAGUGGGCCUCGCGCCUGCUGGCCAAGCUCCGCAAGGACAUCCGGCCCGAGUUCCGCGAGGACUUUGUGCUCACCAUUACAGGCAAAAAGCCCCCCUGCUGCGUGCUGUCCAAUCCUGACCAGAAGGGCAAGAUCCGUCGCAUCGACUGCCUGCGUCAGGCCGACAAGGUGUGGCGGCUGGACCUGGUGAUGGUCAUCCUGUUCAAGGGGAGUCCUCUAGAGAGCACGGACGGAGAGCGGCUUGUCAAGUCCCCACAGUGCACCAACCCUGGCCUGUGCGUCCAGCCGCACCACAUCGGAGUGUCCGUCAAGGAGCUGGACCUUUACCUUGCCUACUUUGUCCACACGCCAGAAUCUGGACAAUCAGACAGCUCCAGCCAACAGGGAGACACAGACAUCAAACCACCACCUAAUGGACACCUGAGUUUCCAGGACUGCUUCGUCACCUCAGGAGUGUGGAAUGUGGCUGAGCUUGUCAGAGUGUCACAGACUCCCGUAGCCACGGCGUCAGGGCCCAACUUCUCUCUGGCGGAGCUGGACAGCAGCCCCAGUUACUAUAACAUCAACCAGGUUGCUCUGACACGGCGCUCCCUCACCUCCCCUCCCUCCACCAGGUCUGAGGUGGAGUUGUACGCAAAUCUUCCACGGAGCUCCACCAAGAGGAAGUCCUUAGAUGACAGUGAGCUAGAGAGCCCCACAGAUGAUGUUUUUUAUCCUGGACGUUCACCUGCUGCCAGCUCCUCCCAGUCCAGUGCGUGGCCCAAUGACAUGGAUGCAGUGCAGCACCAUUUGGCGAGUGUGCAGGAGAGGAAGAUAAAACAUGAAAACGAUGGCGUGCAGUUUCCUUACCAUGGACUGUCCUCGCCUGGUUCACUUAAGAAGCCGGGGAAGUUUGAUUUCAACGCCCUGACUUCCCAGACGAGGUCUCCCCGCAUGGCGUUCACACACCACCCGCUGCCUGUGCUGGCAGGAGUGAGACCAGGGAGCCCUCGUGCCUCAGCCUCAGCCCUGCACUUCCCUUCCUCCUCUAUCAUCCAGCAGUCCAGCCCAUACUUCACCCAUCCCACCAUACGCUACCAUCACCAGGACCCGCUUAAGGAUUUUGUGCAGUUUGUUUGCACGGAUGGCACAGGGCAGCCCAGUGCACAGCCUAAUGGAGGUGGCCAGAGCAAAAUGCCGGGCUCCUUCCUGUUGCCCCCGCCACCCCCGGUGGCGCGCCCUGUGCCCCUCCCCAUGCCCGACUCUAAAACCUUCAGCACGCCCACUGACGGUGGACUCGGCUCACCCGCAUCUCCGUCAUACUCCACGGCAGGCUCCACAGCUCCCAACCGGUUUGUCGGCAUCGGAACACGGGACAACUUUCUGAAUAUCCCCCAGCAGACUCAGUCUUGGUUCCUCUGACAAGGCUUCUCUGAAUCAACAGCUAAACGUGUGUCAUGAAAAUUGGAAAUCUUGAAAAGCAAAACGCCACCCUCCCCUCCCCCCGCUGAUAAAGGACAAACUGCUGACACUAAAAAGGUCUUUCUCGCCAAACACUAUUGAAAGUACUACCACAGAACAUGGAAGAACCCAACCCCGCCCCGGGAGGACCCCCCCCAACAUGAUUCGAAUAGAACUGGUCGUCCCCUUUUCACAGAGGAGGCUCCAUCCAGAUCGAGCGGACAGACUCUGAACGCAGGGAAGAGGAAGAGGAGGAGCUGUCUCAGAAACACUUGGAAAAACGGCAGAAAGAAAACACAAUGUAAAAAAGAAAAAAAAAACAACAAAAAAAACCUGACAAAUGACCAAUUUAACAUUUGUUUAUCUUUCUUUUAUAUACAUAUAUAUUUCUUUUACAUUUUGUUGUCUCCACAAUGAAACUCCAUGCAUUGGCUGGGAGAUCCAAAAAAAAAUGAAUAAGUAACGGUGGAGUCGGAUGUGCAGGUUUAGAAGAUCACCACCCACAUUGCGUACAUGCAUUUCCGUGAAUUUUUUUCCGCAUAUCUCUCCUCCAUCUCGCCUUAACCCCCCCCACCCCUAUCCCCAUCAUAGCUGGAGCUCAAGAGUUAACCACAGCCUCAUACCUCUGGAGCCGCGCACUCUGCCGCUUGACUCGCUGAGCCCCCUUUCAUUACCGAUUGGCCAAUCAUGGUGACACCAUCUGAUGGUGUGACAUGUAUGCACUAAGUGGCUGGUCUUUGUUUACCUGUCGAAGAAUCAGGGCGUCCUGCUGGUGGGAGAAGUGAAAAUCACGAGGCGAUUGCAAGAAAGUGAAAACACAAUAGACAGUCCUAACACUAACUCUACAUGUGCUCUUUCGUCCCCUCACCUAUGCACUAUUAAUUCUCAAUAAGGGAUGAAUAAUGUUGCACAUCAGUGGCCAGAUGAGUGAUUGGAGAAGUGAGCAGAGGUCGGCCAUCCCUGUAGGGAUGAAGCUGUGGUAACAUCUUGGCCCCUGAAGGUGACACAAGCACGCAUACAAUCAAUCAAUCUAUUAUUCACCGACAGCAGCGCACAUACAGCAUCAGCUUCAGUUUAUUAGCUUUAAUUUUGUUUUUUCUUUUUGCUUUUUUUUCUUCUUGCAAUUUCUUUCAGAUUUGGUGUUUUGGGGUUUGUAUCACUUGGAUUGUUUUGCACCUUCUCUUGCAUGUCAUUACAACAUAGGUUUCUGUAGUUUGCAGUUAUUCAUUAGGUAGCACGCUCAGACCUUAGCGACAGUUUCUCAAACUUCUCAAAGACGGAAAGCACCGUGACAACAGCACAUCACAUGCAUCCCUUGCAUUGCUUCACACUGUAUCCCAAGUCACAUGAACAUCCAGUAGAAACACACACACACAUGAGAAAUGCACACUAAAACCACCGGCAACCCGGAUUAAAGGGAAGCCUUUUAAAUUUGGUUCUCCAAAACCGCCUUUGUUAAUGGUUUUUCAUUCAUUGUCUUUUUAAUUUGAACUAUUUUUAUGUAAAUGUUCACAUUAGAAUCACUGUUAUUUUUCAUCAUGACACGAUCCAACUAAAAAAGAAGCUGACCUCAUAAAAUAACUGGACUGCCGGGCUCUUGGUUCUGUUUUGCAGGGAUAGUAAACCGGGCUGAGAGCUCUCUCUCUGAGCCUCAAUAGAAACAUUAGCUCUAUGUACAGCAAGCCAGCGACAACAUAUGGAAGUGCCUCCUGUUAAUUUCUAAUUAACUUGACUUCAGGUUCUCUUCCCGUUUAUAAGCUAAAGCUACAGGGAACGUUUGGCCCAGGAUAGAUGUUCAUAGAGGACUGCAAACAUUUUUUUUUAUUUCUUAUAAAGACAGAGAGAUAAUAUACAUAUAUAUUUAUGAUGUAUGCUCUUUUUUCCACUUUUACUCCUCAAGCUUGUUGGCAGUCUAGUUAUUUUCUGAACUCUGAACCCCCCCUCAUACACACACAUACAAUCUGUGUCAGUAAGAUCGCCUUACUACUGCGAAUCAAAACGACACACAUCAUCGCCAUCUGCAUUUAUAAUACCUAGAUGAUCAUGUUGGGGGAAAAAAAUCGACCGUAGGUUUGAAGAAAAGUGUUUGUUUUUGAUGGAAAGUAUUAUUAUUGAAAAAUAUGUGUCGAUUGAGCCACGUGCAAUGCAUUGGGUAGAUCAUUGUGUUUGUCUGUUAGAGAUUUUUAAGAAAGCUACGAGAAAAGAGAAAAAAAAUAUGUAUUUGUUUCAAGUCCGUAAGCUCCGGGACUCUAAACUAGAGGGCCAUGAAAAAUCCUAGUCUUUGUAAGUUGGGGGUAUUUGUUUUUAUUUCUUUUGUCACUUUUUUUUUUUUUUAUGUUUUAUGUGUAAUCAUUUGUUUAUAAAAAUGUGGGAGGGUUGAAGGAAAAAAAUAAUAAUAAUCUACCAAGCUUCAAAACAGAAACUAUCAGAUGAAAACUGGUGCUUUAACACUAUAAAUUCAGAUUCCUUGUCAGAACUAUUCUAAAUGAACAAAAAUAACAGACCGUGUAGGCAAACAGCAUUACUUCUCUCUCUCUUUGUAUCUUCUCUUUGUAUCUAGUGUGGGGAGAGGUUCCUGUCCCUUCAGGUUGGGUCACAAAAGGCAAUCUGGUUCAGCCUUCAGACAGAAACGUAUCCUAAACAGAGAACUUAGCCAUGCACUGCCUGAAACUCACCAGCAAAACCAAUCAACUCCCCGCUUUCACUCCCCUCCCGACAAAUAUUGGCAAAAAAAAAGAUUUAAAAAAGACUCCCCUCCUCCUGAUGCUUCACAUCCAUCUCCUUUUUUUGGUUUGUUUCGUGAAUCCAUUGUGGAAAUCAGAGUUCUGAUGUUGGAUGCUGAACUCGUGUACAGGUAACAGAAGAAAUGGGGCAAAAUAGCAUCUAAUCAGGCAAAAAUAUGAGCCGUUUCUAAAGCAGUCAGCAAGGUGAGCCUCUCCCCGUCCCUUUCCACUCCCUCCUUUGUAAAUGAUGGCUCUUAUAGUGCUUGUGCCGUAGUGUAUAGUUUCCCAGCUGUAAAGGUUGUCCCUUGAAAGUGCCUUUUGUUCACAGACUCCAUUUUGUAAUUGAAAAAUGCCCCUUUUUGUGUUUUUUUUGGGGGGUUCUUUUGUUUUUUUAAAUGGCUUUAGGUAGCAGGUUGCCCCUGAGUGUCACAAGGCAGCUAAAGGUUGCUGCCCAAUCAGCGCUCAGGGAAAAACUCCUCCCUCUGGCUGUGAAAUGAACCCUGCCAUUCAUUCUCCCUCCCCCUUUAUCCUUCCUUCAUUUUCAAAGCUGUGUAUCUAUAUGUCUAUAAUAUAUAUAUAGAUAUGCGCCUUUGUAAAGUACAAAAGACAAAACUGGUGUGAAUUAGUUCUUUACUUUUUAUUGAUAAAUGAUGAAAAAAAAAUUUAAAUAAGCAAAAAAAAAGAAAAAAGAAACUUGUUCUUGUUCAACUCUUGCUUUUGUUUUCUUUUCCUCUGUCUCCACUGUCUGUUUUCUCUUAGACACUGGAGUAGUCUGUAACUGUGUCCGUCACUCUCCGUCUCCCUCGCUCGCUCUCUCCUUCUCCCCCCCGCCCAAUCCGCUGUGGCGAAGGGUAAACAUAGAAAAAGAAAAAAAAUUAGAAAAAAAAUAUUUGCAGAGGAACUUUUUUUGUCUGAGCAGAAUGCAGUUAGCUCACAUGUUAUUCUUGUCUGUAUGCUUCACAUUGUAUUACCAUACCCAUCUUCUUCAGCUUCUCCAUUCAGCAGCUAAUGUAAGUGAACAAAUUACGCUGACGGGCUUUUGGGGGUGUCCUUGGGUUGGCUCCUGGAGGGUGUGUGUUGGGGAGAGGUUUACAGAGAAGACUGAUGGGGUCGAGAGGGCUGAACAAGUGAUUCGGGACGUUUGAUAGGGGCUGCUCAAGCUAGGAUGACUUUGAUCUUUAGUUUUAGCUAUUUAUAUUUCGGCUUUGUUCCCCCCUUUUUGUUACCUUUUAAUUAGGAUUUAUCUUCUUAUUUGCUAUCAGGGUAUGCUGUCAUUUAGGCUCCCUCUGAGGAGGCUUCGAACUGUAAAAUUAAAGCACCUUAUUACCGGAAACGUCCCACAUGAGGCUGAAAGGGGUGGUUUUAUUUCCUUACAAACUCAUAUCAAUUCUAACCAAACUCUUCAUAGAAAGGUGUUGUUGUUUACGGCGGGUUCCACGCUGUGAAACCCUCAGCAGUAUUAGCCACAUAGCACGCAACAGCCAGAUCGCCUAAAACUCCUCUAAGAGCCUGACCUCUCACCUCUGAGGGCGUCCAGGGAAAUCCCUCCACGCUUCGCCUCUGACCACCUCAUGCUGGACCGAUCCGUGUCUUUUGUCCUGUUGUUUUAUUUUAGUCUUCUGAUCUUCUGAAACGUGUUUGGUUACUGGUGAAAUAGGCGGCCCCCCCACCACAGUGCCCCAUUGACCCCUUGAUUCCCAGCUCUUCUACAACCCCUGUGAGUAUCCUCAGUGCAGCCCCCCCCCCCCCCCCCCCUUCUUUGUAAGAACACCCCCAGAGCUCUAGGUGAAAUGCAUGUGUUAAUUACAGUUUCUUUUCCAUAAGAAGAAAAACACAGUUUGAGAAGAGCAGCACCUGAUUGAAUAAAAAGGAUGUUCUUGACUGUA